This is a messenger RNA of Gongylonema pulchrum, 1670 nucleotides long. NCBI's taxonomy places the organism in Eukaryota, Metazoa, Nematoda, Chromadorea, Rhabditida, Gongylonematidae. The record is from the annotation of a GenBank genome assembly.
CUGCAAUCCAUCUACAACAAUCUCAGAAGUAUCGUUCAAGUUCUUGAUGGGGAAGAAAUCAAGAAAAACGCUACGGACCAUCUAAAACGACACGCAGAGAUUUAUGCAUAUCACAAAGAUGCCGAUUAUGAACGAAUAUUACUACGACGUAAAAAGAUUGAAAGCUACAAGGAAACCAGCGAGCGACAAAAACUGGAAAAAACCCAGCAAGCGCAAGCGGAAGCAAAUCGGAAGGAGGAACAGAGAAGAGCCGAAGAAAUGCGUCGCCUGGAACAGGAGAAUAUUGAAAAGGAGAAACUUCGCAAACUUGCUGAGCAGGAAGAGAUUGAUCGUAAAGUGCGAGCGGAAAAGAUGAAAAAGAUACAGGCAACACCAAUUUAUCAGGCGAUCGUAAAAGAUCAUGGCGAAGAGGCAUUCCAGAAUAUGGACCCUGAUUCAGUGCUCCGCGAACAACGCGAUCGGUUGGAUGAGCAGCGUCGUGAGCAACAGGCUCGUCUGCAAAUGCAGGAAAAGAAAUUUGACCAUCUAGUCCGAGCUUACCAUCUGCAGGAGAUGGUUGCUCGUAAGGCACUUUCAGAGGAUUUCGCUCGAAGAGCACCUCUGAAUCACGAGGCUUAUGAGAAGCAUCGUAUUGAAAGCGCCAUCAAAGCGCAUGAAAAUGCAAGUGCAGUGUUCGAGCGAAUGCAGAAGGUACGGAAAGAUAAUGAUGCAGCAGCAUUCCUGGAGUCGGUCCGAAAAGCACAUGCUGAAGAAUUCAACAAGAAGUCGAACGAAUGGGAAAAGAAAUUGCAAGACGAGAAAAGGAAACGGCUUGAGGAGCGCCAUGAGCAGAGAAAGAAGGAAAGGAGGAAGGAGUGGCUUCAGGAGCGUGAAAGAGAAAUGGCAAGGGCUAGGGAGGCAGCGGAACAGGCAAGACGAGAAGAGCAGGAGAAGGAGCGCAGAGCGGCUCGUGAAGCGCAACGGGCACCCAAACGUGAAGUUGUUGAAACUGUUGCGGACACAGAUUCUGACUGGCGUCGAAGUGCACAGCCCACGCAGCCUAGAGCUGCACCCCCGGCAAGGCCCAUUGGAGAACGAUUUGUCGAAGGAGAACGGCAUCGUGAACGUCCGCCCAUUGCAGUUGCUGAAGCCGAUUUUGGACCAUGGACGCGAGGAAACGUCAUCGCACCAACAAGACAACCGGAAGGCCCUGCUCGUACUUUCGAGCGGCCUGCUGUGCCUUCUCGGUUCCCAGAAAGAGAGCAGCAGCGCACUGAGGUGGACACAGCAACGAGUUGGAGGAGAGGACAAGUUAUUCAACGCGAAAGAGAGCCGAUUUCCGGACAACCGGCGAUGGAACGUCGUGGUGAGCCCACUGGUGCACAACUUCAAGACGUACGGGCAUCGGCACCUUCGCAAACUGAUGCUGGACCAUGGAGACGCGGCAUGGUAACCCGUCCUGCCACUACCGAACAAGCUUCCGAUUCAGCAGCCGCUCCCGCAAGCCAACCAUGGCGCCCACGAUUCCGUCAAGCAGAUGGCGCUGCCGUGAAUGGUGCUCCUCCAACAAGGAUAUUGGAAGGAAGUGGCGCUGCGGUGAAUGAACCAAGCACAGCUCGUAGUUUUCCCCAGCAGCAGCAACAACAACGAAGAACAGCAGACGAGGAUUUUAAUUGGCGUAAAAAGUGAUU